AUGUCAUCCCAAUACAAUGUGGUCGUUGAAAAAAACAGAAAGAUCCUUGUUAGUAUAACAGAAGCGAUAGUGUUCUGUGGGAAACAGAAAAUUGCCAUGAGGGGGCAUGAAGGCGAUAAGGGAAAUUUUCAGGCCCUAUUGAGCUUUCAGGCCAAGCAGGAUCCCAUAUUAAAAGAGCAUCUAGAACACGGAGAUCCAAGAUCUAUGUACCUUAGCCCCGAUAUACAAAAUGAGCUUAUUUCCAUUUGUGGAAAACAAAUCGCAGACAGUAUCGUGCCAAAGUGCAACAGCGCACCCUGCUUCGGGUUUAUGGCUGACGAGGCCACUGAUGCCAGCACUAUGGAACAGAUGGCCAUGUGCCUUAGAUAUUUCGACGGAGCUGAUUUACGCGAAGAUUUUCUGGGGUUCGCUGAGUGCGAAUCAACUACAGGCGAGACGUUGGCCAAUGCCUUCUUAGCAAAUCUUGAACUGGCGGGUGUUGACGUAAACAAAAUGCGUGGCCAGGGAUAUGAUGGCGCUGCCAAUAUGUCCGGUAUCCGAAGAGGCGUACAGGCAAGAAUCCAACAGCGUAUUCCUGGGGCUGUGUACACCCACUGCAAAGCCCACUGCCUCAACCUGGCUAUUAUCCACGCAUCAAAAGAAAUGUAUGCAAGGAACAUGGUGGCUCCCGUUCAACAAAUAGCGUUUGCUUUUAACUACACCGCCAAACGCUUCCUACGCUUCCAGGAAAACCUUGACAACGAUGAAGUUGCCCGUGUCGAGAUGGAUAAGCGCACUAAUCUGCAAUCUCUGUGCGAGACCCGCUGGGAAGCUAGGUUGGAUGCUUUGCACACUUUCCUAUGCUCAUUUAGGUAA
Messenger RNA from Mya arenaria, 855 nucleotides. Its product is annotated as zinc finger MYM-type protein 1-like. The transcript has a single exon. The record is from RefSeq and is a predicted model, not a curated record. NCBI's taxonomy places the organism in Eukaryota, Metazoa, Mollusca, Bivalvia, Myida, Myidae. The coding region runs from base 1 to 855 and encodes 284 amino acids.